Messenger RNA from Anolis sagrei ordinatus, 2177 nucleotides. The record is from RefSeq and is a predicted model, not a curated record. Lineage: Eukaryota; Metazoa; Chordata; Lepidosauria; Squamata; Anolidae.
GCAUCAGAUUUGCAUCAUGUCUUCCUCCAAACUCCAAGAUGCAGAUGAGGUUUUCGAUUUUAAUGAUGUGAUUCCAGAGACCCAGAGGCUGGACAGCAGCUUGCAGAAGGCCCGAGCCCAGCUUUCCGCCAAGGGCAGGCGGCAGCGCCCUUCCCGGUCCCGUUUGAGAGACAGCGUCAGCUCCACAGAAGGCGAUGAGGUCCCAGAGAAGAAGGGGAGUGAUACCUGUGGAAGCCCACUCCAUCGCCUGAGGUCCCCUCUUCAUGGCUCCCUCCAAGCCUCUUCACCCCUCUCAGGUUCCUCACCCUUCACUCGCACUGGGGAGUUCUCAUUCGACACCUCAACAACCCGGAGGUCGCUGGAGCAAGACGAGCAGCCGUCCUCGCCUCUCAUCCGUUACCGACCCCUGACCAACACCUCCUCCCAGGAAGCCUUGGGUAGCACCCCAACCAGCUCCUCUCCCAAGUCCUGCCCCAGCUCAGAUAGCUCGCCCAUCUAUGCACGCAGAGAGAGGCACAGCGAAGAUGACAGCCGGGACACGAGUCCACCAGAGCCUGCGAGCCCCACUGUUGGGCUUGACAAGAAAACUCGGCGAAAGUUCUUGGACUUAGGGGUCACCCUCAGAAGAGCAUCUUCUGGGAAAAGCAGGAAGGAGAAAGGGGGAAAUCGUCUCUCCAUGGGCAACAGGGAGCUGAUGGAGGGCUCCAGCCGUUCCUCUGUCUCACCCUUCAUGCCUUUCUCCUGGUUUACAGACAGCGGGAAAGGGUCUGCCUCCUCGGGCAGCACAGCUUCACCCACCUCUUCCCCCAAGAACGAGGCCUUCAGCCGCAAGAAAUCUGCCUCACAGGAAUCCACCUUGAGCGAUGACUCCACUCCUCCCAGCAGUAGUCCGAAGACUCUGAGUACUGCUCCACCCGAGGCCAAGUAUUCCUAUCCCUAUCACACACUGUCACAGUCAUCUGAUGAAUUCCUGGAUGAGCCUUUGAGUACAGCUUCAACCUGGAGCAGCCAAAAAGUGGGCCAGUGGCUGGAGAGCUUGAACUUGGAGCAGUACAUGGCUGAGUUUGCUGCUCAGGAGGUGGAUGGCCAACAGUUGCUACUCUUGGAUGGGACCAAGCUAAAGGCUCUUGGCGUCAGCAAUUCCCAUGAUCGAUCUCUUCUGAAGAGGAAGCUGAAGGAGCUGAAUGCAGCUGUUGAGAAGGAGAGGAAAGCUCAGGAAAAGGUGGAGAAGCAGAAGGAGAAGCAGAAGAAAAAAGAACAGGAACAGAAGAAAAGUUAGAUGGGGACAAGCAUUUCCCAGUGCCCGUGGCUUACAGCCUUCCCCCCUUCACCCAUGGAGCAUCUCUAGGGUGAGAGGGGAUGGUACGGUCUACAGCCAGGAAAGGGUGGGUGGGGGGAAUAGGAGGCAGGCCAGAGCCUGCGGAAGGUUAUGGGUUUGGGUGGGACAUAUACAGCAAGGCUGAGCUUGCUGUGGGGCCAGGCGUGGCGGAGAUUGCAGCAGGAGCUGAACACCACCCAGAACAACUGGAUAGACUGCAAGGACAGAGCGGGUGAUGGCUCUGCAAAAUGGCGCCCCUUGCCCUGCAGCGCCAGGAUUGUUAAGCAGCACUCUUGGUGGCCCAGCAAGCCUUUCCCGCUCCCCUCUUCCUGGCGUGUUGUGCAGAAGGUGGUAGUGAAGUUGUACACUGAUGCUACUCCUUGUGAACCCCUUCAGACCACUCCUCUGGACUUCCCUUUCAAUCCUCUAGAUGAUGCCAUUCAGCUCGAAAGGCCUAGAUGUAUUCACCUGUGUGCCAAUUACGUGUCCCUUCACACUGUCCCAUUCCUACAAGCCACAGCGGGGUGGGGUGGGUGGGUGGGAACCACAGCUGCCUCACAAAACACAGCCCACAGAGACACAAGCACACAAACACAUGUGCGUGUGCGGACCCACAGUGUUGUUCACCAGAACUUCAUCCGCUCCUCUCCGCCACUUCCCUCCCAAAUAGAUUCUGCAUCAGGUGUCGCCUCUUCCAGACCUACCUGUUGGGGGAGCUGGGCGGAAGGGAGAGGGUCGGCUGGCUGGCUACCUGUAGCUGAGAUGAGAAGAACUAUAUGUGUGUGAGAAAGACAGAGCUGCAGAUGUUUGAUGAUACACAGCAACAAAUCACAAUGGAAUAAAAAGCAGUUUGAAAUCA